AUCGAUCAUUUAUUCAUUUUGUAUCGUUGUUUUGUAUAAAAGAAUGGGCAGACAGUUUCAUAUCAUGUACAGUAUCGAAAUAUAAAAUAACUAUAAUGGAUGGAGACAGUGAAGACGAAGAGUUUUAUGACGCUUCAGAUCAUCCUAGUAUUGUUUUAACUUCUUCCGAAACUCAAUUGUUCUAUCGCCAUGACUUACAAAAUUUAGGAAAAGAGUUUGAUUCUUCAUGUGUUUUAAAUGAUUUUGAAGCAAAGGAUGAAAUUGAUGGUGGAAGUCAGCUUGAGGUUGCACCUGGUGAAGAAAAACAUUGUUUGAAAUCAAAUGAUGUAAAAAAUUGUGAAAACAAAGUAGAGAUAGGGAUUGAUCAAAAUUUUCAUGAAAGUUUGAACAUUGCUCCAGUAGCUCCUCCAAGACGAAAGAAAAAACAUAAAAAAGAAGCUGAAAUAACAAAGGUCUCAGAAAACUCUGAGUCUUUUGUCUCAGCUGGUGCUGUGGAACAAGUCAAAAGUUUGCAACAAUCAGUUGACUUCCAAACAAAAGCUCUAAGUUCAGUUGAUAAGUCAAAUUCUGAAUGUGAUGAUGAAAUUGAGUCACAUUUAGACAUAAGUACGCAAGAAAUGAGCGAAAUCUUAGACAGAAACAACUCUACAGAAGUUAUCACACCAUUGUAUUUGCAACGAAAUAAAUCCCAAUCUAUAUCGUCCAUUGGAAGUUUCUGUAGUGUCUCUAGCAACAUAUCAUUUCAAGAAAGAUCAAAACGAUCUGGAUCUCAAGCAUCUCUUGGCAGUAACACAGAUAAAAUUACAACAGCAUCUACAGCACUAACUGACCAGGAAAUCCUUGAGGCUGUAGUUGUUAGAAAUUUAGAUACUGGUGAAACAAUGCCCCUUAGCGAAGCUGAGAAGAGCCUUCCUUCUGGAGUAAAUCCUCUUGCGUUACAUAUUAUGCGCUUGACAACCGAAUUUUCAAGCCAGAAAGAUCUGGUCGCAUCAGACCAAGAAGAUGUUGGAGAUGAUAACGUUACAACUCGAAAGAUUUUAAGAAAAAAAAAAAAUUUACGAGGCUUAUUCGCACGAAAGAUAAAAAGUAAAGAUCAAAAAGUAAAAGGAGGCAAAGACGGUAAACGGGGAAUGGAUGAAAGUUCGUCAAGUGAUGAAGAAAAUCCGCAAUCUGAAAAUUACAUAAAGGUGAAAUCUGCAAACGGAAAAGGACAAUCCAUUAUUAAUAAACUUAAUAUAAUCCAGGAUUUGAGUGGAAAACACCAGGGUGCUGUUUGGACUAUGAAAUUUUCUUCAUGCGGCAAACUACUGGGAACAGCUGGUCAAGACAAAGUUGUCCAUGUUUGGGUAUUAAAAACUGAGAAAGAUUUCUUUGAACAAAUGCGAAACAAAUACGCUAAAGCAGACUCGGAACGUACUGAAAGUCAAGAAAAAUCAUUAAAUGUUGGAAAUGAGAAAGACUCGAAGGAUGUUGUUAUCGAACAAGAUGAUUAUCCGGAAGGGUUUUAUAAAGCACCAUUUUGCUCCUAUGAAGGUCAUGGCAGUGAUGUCUUGGAUCUUUCAUGGUCGAAGAAUUAUUUCCUAUUGUCAUCAUCAAUGGAUAAAACUGUUAGGUUAUGGCAUAUAUCUAGAACUGAAUGUCUCUGCUGUUUUCAACAUAUUGAUUUUGUGACAGCUAUUAUUUUUCAUCCAAGAGAUGAUCGAUAUUUUUUGAGUGGCUCUUUGGAUGGCAAAAUACGACUUUGGAAUAUUCCAGAUAAAAAAGUCGCCUUGUGGAAUGAACUAGAAGGAGCAGGUAGCCAUCUUAUAACUGCUGCUAAUUUUUGUAUGAACGGAAGAUUUGCUGUCGUAGGCACAUAUGAUGGACGGUGUAUUUUUUACGAGACCGAACAUCUUAAAUACUACACACAGUGGCAAAUCCGAUCCUCAAGGAAGAAACAGGGAAGAAAAAUCAGUGGAAUAGAGCCAAUGCCAGGAGAAGAUAAGAUUCUUAUCACGUCCAAUGAUUCGCGAAUUCGACUUUAUAAUUUGAAAACACAUACACUGGAUUGCAAGUAUAAAGGCUUCACUAACUCAAGUAGUCAGAUAAAAGGUAGCUUCAGUCACGAUAGUGAGUUAGUUGUCUGUGGCUCUGAAGAUCACUAUGUCUACAUAUGGAGAGCUAACCAUCGUAUUUCAACAGCAAGGAAGGAUAGAAACGACUUCUACGAAGGCUUUUCAGCUCACAAUGCCGUAGUUACUGCAGCCAUAUUUGCUCCUUGUCCGUGGAAUGUUGUCCAAACAGAAUACAACGAUAACAGUACUGGUAUGACUGGACCUGAAGUCAUUGUCACUGCUGAUUGGACAGGAGCGAUUAAAAUAUUCUUGAAUAAAUAGGAGACGCUCAGAAGAAAUGUGUACUGUCUGUAAUGACUUUAAGUUUAACAACUGUUAAUAGCCGGUCCUUCAUUGAACGAUUGACAUAGACAAUUCUAUAUACUGCAAAUUUGGAAAAUAUUGAUUUAAAACUGUAGUAGCAUUUUGUAUAAAUCUAUAAGCUUCUUUAAAACAGCAGGCUGUUUAAGCUCGGUUCUUGUAUCCAAGGUUUAUAAAGUUGUGAAAAGUGGAAAGUUAAUAUCACCGUAAAUUUAUCAGAGCUAAGAGAAGUUCUAUACGUCAUAUGUAAUCGAGUUAUAAAUAUAGAACUAUUUCAUUCACAAUA
This is a messenger RNA of Xenia sp. Carnegie-2017, 2700 nucleotides long. RefSeq names its product WD repeat-containing protein 44-like. The transcript is spliced from 22 exons. The coding region runs from base 96 to 2375 and encodes 759 amino acids. The record is from RefSeq and is a predicted model, not a curated record. NCBI's taxonomy places the organism in Eukaryota, Metazoa, Cnidaria, Anthozoa, Malacalcyonacea, Xeniidae. Gene Ontology annotation, molecular function: protein binding.